Mesorhabditis spiculigera is the source of this 459-nucleotide messenger RNA. The record is from the annotation of a GenBank genome assembly. NCBI's taxonomy places the organism in Eukaryota, Metazoa, Nematoda, Chromadorea, Rhabditida, Rhabditidae.
AUGCUGAUGGACGUGGACAAUGUGCUCGACGAGCGGAUUGACCCCUUCGAGUUGGAGAGAUUCCGCGAUGCCUACGAAAGUGAGUGCAAGGCCGGAGCCCCGUCACUUGGCACGACGUUCUGCUUCGCGCACGGGUUGAUCAGGUCGACGAAGAGCGACGUGCAGGAGGGCGUUCGGAUACUCGAAGAUCUCGUCCGGAAAGAGCCUGAUGAGCUACCAAAGCGCGACUACGUCUACUACCUCUCCAUCGCCAACGCCAGGAUGAAGGACUACGAUCGCGCAAUCGCCUAUCUGGACGUGCUACUCGCCGCUGAGUCUCAUAAUCGCCAAGCACGAGAGCUUCGAGCCUUGAUUGAGAAGAAGAUGAAAAAGGAAGGCCUCAUCGGGGCGGCGGUCAUCGGCGGCGGCGCUGUGCUGAUCGGCGGCAUCCUGGCGGCCGUAUUCGCCGCAGCCAGACGU